AUGUGGCGGUUGAGUCUGUUAAAACGAGUCACAGGCUCUGUGGGAAGCAAGGUGAAAGAGUUGAGUUCUUCCCAACAACCGUACCAGCGGGUACUGCAGUUAUUGCAUUCGGAUGGUGAGGGGCUUCCUGCUGCAAAAGGAGUUUUUGACGAAUUUCGCGCUUUUUAUCGUCAAGUAACGACGAAUACAACUACAGUACUACGUGCAGAAGUUAAACCUCUUGAGGAAUUCUGUGGAAAUUCAAGUGAUGUGGAACCUUUUGCUUUAGUUAUGAUGAAGGUUCUUUGCGAUCUUCAAAAAUUGGAAGAGUUACGGUUUCUGUUUGCACAAUGUGUUCUCGAGAUUCCUUCCCCUUCAAUAGAAUUAUUUAACGUCUAUCUUCUUGCCAUUUCCCUUACCGAUACUUUUAAUCAAUAUGAGAUUGAGAAUGUUGUAGAGAUGAUGCGAACUAAGAAAGUACACCCUGAUGUUGUAACUCAACUUUCUCUUUUUAUUAUUUACUUACGACUUGGGCAAGACUAUUCCGUGUGGUGGCCGUCCAUACGCGAGGAAGUUUUGCGUAUAGCGAAGUCUGGCCAACGCCGUCAACAUCCGCUAUUAGAAGUUAGACUUCAACACUGUUUUCAAACUCUUCUGCGUGUGCAUCACGAUGUUACUAUGAUUCAAGAAUGCUUUGAUUUAUUAAAACUUAUUGAUAAAGAGAGAAUUUCUUCUCGUUUAUUGCUUCCGUAUAUGCUUCUUAGUGCCAACAAUGCGGCAACACCUCCUGCAAUAACUGUUCAAUUAAUAGAAUUAUUGGAAAAUGCAUGUAAAUUAGAAGCAACAUCAUCAGAAAAUUCCUCUACAACUCCUUCUUCAGAAGUUGACUCGAAAGAGGAGAAAAAAGAUAAUCAAUACUUAAAUGAUCCGGUAUUAAAUAAUGAAUUAACAGCAAUGAAACUUAUGGCGAAGUGUGCAAAAUGGGGAGACGCUAGUUCUGCAUCCUACUUGUAUAGGUACCUAUGUGAUCACCCUGGGGUGGUUUCUCCAGCUAAUCAAACAUCUCUGAUAUUGUUGUAUAUUGAAGCUAUGGCGCAAGCUGGUAUGUUAAAGGAGGCCCUAUUACUACUAGAGGAUGAAGUUCCUGAUGCAAACGCCCAACCAGGGCCGCGACCAAAACUUUUUCUUGAGUCUAGGCGUAUCACACUUCUUAACGCGGAUCCUAUCAUGACACUUGUGCGUCUUCUUGCUGUGGGUGGUACAAACAUUGAAGAGGGUUUAACAAUACUAGAGGAACGACAGGCAUCAGGUGGUCGAGUGAGUCAGAAAUCUCUUAAUGUUCUUCUUGAAGCGUGUGUCUUGUUAAAGGAUGAAACAAGGGCGUCUAUGGUGUUUAAUACUUUUAAUAGUUUUGGGACACAGAAGACAUCACGUACAUUUCUUCUUUUACUGCUUGCUUCACCCGAUCCAGUAUAUUCAGCCGAACGUUUGAAAGAGGUUAUGUCGGAGAUGACAGAUAUGGGAAUUGACUUAUCACCGGAUUUUCUCCGCGGAGCUCUUGAGUUGGCAAUUGAUGCCCAAAAUAUAUCUGUUGCCAUGCAGAUGAUAGAAUAUCAUGAAACGAAAAAUGUUUCUAUUGAAAGCAAGUUGUCCAUACGUCUUAUGCGGUUAUUAUGUCUUGUUGUAGAUAUUGAAAGUGUACGGCGUCUCCUCAGAGUGUUAAGGGCAACACAUUCUCCUGUUGAUCCCCGCGGCCUUUCUCUCUGCGUAGCUACUUUCAAAAAGUGGCUAAUUCCAUGUGAUGAUUUGGAAGCUCAUUAG
This is a messenger RNA of Trypanosoma theileri, 1800 nucleotides long. RefSeq lists its product as uncharacterized. The record is from RefSeq and is a predicted model, not a curated record. Gene Ontology annotation, molecular function: protein binding. The coding region runs from base 1 to 1800 and encodes 599 amino acids. Lineage: Eukaryota; Euglenozoa; Kinetoplastea; Trypanosomatida; Trypanosomatidae. The transcript has a single exon.